UCCACCUUUACUCAAUUCUUCAUCCUCUGUACUGUUCCCCUGGUCGCACUUUCACUCACUGGUCUGCUGUUGCUCGGGAAAUGGACGGCGGUGAUGGAAAGAUGAGCAAUCUCGAAUUGGAAAAUCUUCAACUGAUUGAUAUUUCAUCAGAAGAUGAUUUUCUUGUUGCUUCUUUUUCCGGCGACGCCUUCGAAGACCUUCGGUUUUCAGUGGAUGGAACAGUAAAUUGGGAGAAUGGAAAUAAGAAAGAUGGUAUUAAGCUGUUUGAGACUAGAAGCCAUACAGAACUAGCGAAUGAAGUAGGUGUAAUUGGGCAAAUCGACCAGGAACCCUCAGUUUCUGAAUCUAUGGAACCCGAGAGAUCAAGUGUAAGUGGUUUGCGGAGAAGUUUAGCAUGGGAUAGCAUCUUCUUCACAAGUCCAGGAGUUCUGGACCCUGAGGAGCUCUCUAGUCUGACUGGAGGAUUCAAGAAGGAUGAAACCCACCUACUACCUGGCAUUCUAGAAGAUCUACAUAGAGUAAUCAAGCCAAACAUUAUGUUAGAUUGUGAUGCCUUUUCUCUUGAAAGCCUCGAGGUUGAUUUACUUGAAGAUAUAAGAGCUUCCAUUCAGAAUUCCAGUGAAGCUCUUGAUCUGUUUGAAAACAUAAGAGCAUCCAUCCAUAAAUACAGUGGAGCAUUCCGUGUGGCGAGUUUUGGCCUUGAAUCAGAAUUGGUAGGCAUGCAGAAUGUCAACUCCUCCAAGAAGUUGAAUGUUACUUCCCCAAAUAGGAUGAGCAAAUCAGCUUCCAGAAGGCAAGGUGUUAACAUGCGAGGUUCAGGGAGAAGUAACAAGGAAGUUUCUGCUCAUCCACCAGCUGCUCAGAACAACAGCAUAAGUGCAGGUUUGCAGUCUCUCAAGCCAUUGAAGAUACCAGACCAGACUAAACCAAUGUUAAAAGCACAAACUAAAAAGGCUUCAUCCACCACAAAUCAUGUUCAAAUGGACAAUAAAGCUGCAGGGGCUGCGUCUGAGAGAUGUCUGAUGGUGUCCAAGAAACCCAACAUUGAAGAUUCAUGCAGCACUUUCCUUGGUUCCACAUCAUCUUCCGAAUCAUCUUCAUUUGCUUCCACUACCACUACUGAUUCAACAGUUUCUCGCUCUACCCGUAACAAAUGUGGAAGUGCUUCACCGGUUGAAUCAUCUUCAAGAGUUAGAAGAAGAAAGACCGACUCCAGAAAUGAUAAAAUUGCCGUGUCUGAUACAAAACUUAAAAUUCCUGUGAGAUAUUCAACAACAAAUAAAAGAGAGUUGGGAAAUUCAAAUCUAUCGACGAAUUUAUUGGCCAUGUCUACUCUUUCCUCAUGCACAUCACCUGCGAGCUCCCUUGAUGGGGGCUCCUCAGAAUCAUCAUUGUCGGUUUCUACUGUCGCCAAAACAUGCACAAAUUCAAAGGUGAGAGUGAAUGAUACUGCUUCUGGAGGGGAAUAUCCAGGUAGUAAAUCAAAAGAAUUGCACUGCCAAUCCUAUGUUAGACAAGAAAAUCAGGAAACACCAUUUCCUAAUCAAACUGCCAGAAAGGCUACAACAGGAACUAGUCCUGCUGCAAGAGACAAUACAAAAGAUUUUAAACAUUCUGGUCUUCGGAAGCCAUCACCAAAGAUUGGGUUUUUUGAUCAGGAAAAAUUCAUGGCAUCAGCCCUAAAUGGGCGUCUGCAGUCUGGAGUGCAGAGUGCUUUGCCCAAAAUAAAAACUGGCAUCAAGAACCUCAUUGGAGCUGCAAAAACCAGGCCUGGGAAGCUGAAACCAUCUACAUCUAGGACUUUACCAGAGAUUCAGAAUAUGAUGCUAGAUUCUCAGAAAACAGGGGCAACGCAUUCUGCUGUUCCAGAAAUGUAUGGCAUUAGGAGAAAUUGUACUGAGUUUAUUGACCCAACUUCAGCAGUUCAGACUAAAUCAAUUUCCAUGGACAGAGAAAGGUGCUUGACCACCAGGAGAACAAGCACCGGAGGAUGUGAAGAAGCUGAACCUGUCUUGGAACCUAGCAUGCAAUUGGAAGAGAAAAGGGCUCAAGGAAUUUUGAAGAAUAAAUCAGGCAUGGGGAGCAAGAGGUGGGCCGGCCUCAGGGCGAACAAGAUUAGCACAAUAAAAGAUGAAACCAGUUUCCUUGGCAAUAACAUAAAACCAUUCGAAACAGACCAUGGAAAUGUCAGCCAGCAGUGUCUUGAGAAUGAUCGGCAUCUACUCAAGAGAGAGGGAAAGGAUAAUGUACAUGAUUUUGACGAUGAAUUCAGCUGUUUAAGCAGACAAGUUGAAGCCAUUAAUUUCCAUGUGGAUGCAGUUACAGAACUCAAGGGAAAGAAGGCUCAUUGUCCUUCCCAGUUUGGCACUAAGGGCACUGGAAAUUGUAGCCCAUCUAUAUGUCCAUCACUCUCCCAUAAGCAACUUCUUGACCAGAAGCAAGACUCACCAAAAAAUCUUUCAAAGUUCAGUUUGCACUCUUUUGCCUCGAGUGUCGAGCGCAUACCCAGCACAAGAACUCCUCUGGCAGACAAAGAUUCUUUCUGCAAUAUACGUGAAGGAAAGGAGAAUCUGCAAUAUAUGUGAAGGAAAGGCAGUAAAGGCAUUAGCCUUUUCCUUUCCAGAAGGCACUGUGAUUGAGAAAAGCUGAUCCUUUGCACAGCUUGCAUUUGUUGGGAACUCAAGGGAGAAGAUUGUUCUAGGCUCAUGUGUUAACACGCCAUUGCGAGUACACCCGCUAGAGUGGGGAAGAAAAGAAAAAAAAGUUCUCUUUGAGCAAGUAGAGUUCUUCGCGGCUUAUGUAAUUUUCUCUGCAGUUUACUCAGUAAAAUUUAGUUAUGGAUGCCAAGGGCGGGGCAGGUGGGUGCACUCUUCUCGAGCCAAAUUCAUCAUCAAAUCAUGAUCAAGAUAGACGGUGCUUUGGAUUGGGAUUGAAGCUCCUUUCUACAAAAUUGGCAAGCAUUGUUUGUGAAGGAUAUUGCUUAGAAUUUCCUUUCAAGUUGAAAAAAUCAUCCAAUGCCUUGGCUUAUGCUUGGAUAUGCCAUGGUAAGAUUGAAAUGGCAUGCUGAGCUAUAUUUUACAGUCACUUUAUUCAAAACAGUGGAGAUUCUAUCUUUAAUGAGAAUUCUGAAUACACGUGAAAAAGUGUUAAUGUUUUU
Molecule: messenger RNA, 3157 nt
Organism: Malania oleifera
Lineage: Eukaryota; Viridiplantae; Streptophyta; Magnoliopsida; Santalales; Ximeniaceae
Exons: 8
Coding region: 81-2585 (834 amino acids)
Molecular function (GO): microtubule binding
Source: RefSeq, a predicted model, not a curated record